Anthonomus grandis grandis is the source of this 3022-nucleotide messenger RNA. RefSeq names its product DDB1- and CUL4-associated factor 5. Gene Ontology annotation, cellular component: cytoplasm; Cul4-RING E3 ubiquitin ligase complex. Gene Ontology annotation, molecular function: protein binding. Lineage: Eukaryota; Metazoa; Arthropoda; Insecta; Coleoptera; Curculionidae. The transcript is spliced from 9 exons. The record is from RefSeq and is a predicted model, not a curated record. Bases 88 to 2580 code for a protein of 830 amino acids. Gene Ontology annotation, biological process: negative regulation of fatty acid biosynthetic process.
ACAACUGGCGAUCUCAGUCUAGCAGUGAGAGACGUUUUUGUCAACAAAAGUGCAUUUUCGGUCUGGUUAUUAAGAAGAAGUUCACCAAUGGCGGGGCCCUCGGUGAUAAAUCCUUUAAAAUAUAUAGUGAAUCGACAAUACGACAGCAGUUUAGUGAUAAAAAAUAGGAUUUUUAAGGAACGAUUGGCGAAAGCAAAGAAUUUUUACCGGAAAGAUCUGUUUGCUCAUUAUGGGUGUGUGAAUGCCAUCGAAUUUUCCGCUGAGGGUGAACUAUUGGCCUCAGGUGGUGAUGACAGAAGAGUCCUAUUGUGGAACCUCUCUGAGGCGGUGUUUGACAGAGGACUUUCUCUAGCAGGAUCCCACAUGAAAGUCGAAUCUAGAGACUCCGGCCUAAAGCCCAAAACCGUGCCUAAUUCCAUGAAAAAAACUCAUAAUAGCAACAUAUUUUGUUUGGCUUUCGACUCGAAAAACGAAAGGAUAUUUUCCGGAGGAAACGAUGAUCAAGUCAUCGUUCAUGAAAUAUUUACAGGAAACCCCUUAGUGGCAUUGCCUCAUAGGAAGCCCGUUUAUGGUUUGAGUAUAAACCCUCAAAACGAUGAAAUUAUUGCCACGGCAGGUGACGAUGGGAGAUUAUUAUUAUACGAUAUAAGAGAAACCACUGGCCAAGAAGCCCAAGUACUUGCCAGACAAAAGACUGGAUUUCAUUCUGUGAUGUUCAACCCUGUUAAUCCAAGGUUUGUUGUGUCAGCCAAUUCGGAAGAGGGUAUAGCCUUGUGGGACUGUAGAAAACCUAAAGAAGAACUGUUACAUUACGACUCAAUAUUUGGAAAAACUCCUGGGAUAAGCGCAUGCUUCGACUCCAAAGGCAAACGGGUACUAGGAAUUAGAAGGCGUUUACCCCCAGUACUUUAUAAUACUGAAUGUGAACAGUCCAUAUGCCAGUUUUAUCAUCCGCAGUACUAUAACAGCUGCACCAUGAAAACUUGCUCGUUUGCUGGCGAAAAUGACGAGUAUAUCUUGAGUGGCUCAGAUGAUUUUAACCUUUAUAUGUGGAAGAUACCCGAGGAUGAAGACGAGUGGGGAGCAUCACAUGUGGUUCUAAAAGGUCAUCGAUCAAUAGUAAAUCAAGUGAGGUACAAUAAACACAAUAAUUUGAUCGCUUCAUCUGGUGUUGAAAAAAUGAUCAAACUGUGGAGCACGAUUCCUAUAGGAACAUGGACGGGAUCUUUGUUGAAAGAAUAUUCGGAUCCAGCGAGGAUAGUUUAUACGCACAGGGAAUAUUUGGAUUUGGUUGGGACCACUGGAGAGCGAAUUUCACACGACUACAGCGACCAAUCGACCUUAGAAGACUCGAGAAUGAUGGCAUUUUUCGACUCCCUAAUUCAAAGAGAAAUCGAAGGCUGGGCCAGUUCGGACGAAAUCCUAACCACCACCGACAGCGACUCGGAUUUAGAACACGAUUAUUCCAAACUGCUACAUCGUAUAUUCAGGAGUCGUAGCAAAUCGGUCGAAGAGCCGAGAAAAAACAAAUACAAUAAAAUAGCUCAGCUAAUAUCGAAGAAAAGACUGAGAUUAGCCCGCAUGGCUUAUAAAAAAGCUCCUAGCUCGGUACACAAGUCUUUACAGAAAGAAAAGAGACGCAAAAAGGAGAAAAAGGCACUGAAACGGUCUAAGGAGAGAUUUAACGGUAAAAGGCAUAAAAGAAAUCAUGAGACGAGAAGGAGCAAAUACUUUGGCGAGAGGAACACAAGGUCUUUACGUUACCGCACAAGGCAAUGCUUGAUUCAAGCAUGCGAAAAUGCUGGGAUAGCCAUGCUGCUGGAUGUGCCCAGUACUAGUACCGGAAUAACCACUACUAGCUCAAGACCAACAGUUUACAGGGUUAUAGAUCAAGAUUCAGAAGACGAAGCCGUAAGUUUGGUCAGAAAUGGACUGGACAGCGAUUCAUCCGAUAAUGAAAAUGGUAAUUUAGUGAAUAUCCUUCCUACACCACUGAACGGGACCCACGAGAAUGUUAUAAAUAAUUUAGAAGUUCCUAAUGCCAGUAGAGAGGUGAUAGCAGCGCCUAGCAGAGAAGUUUUAAGUAGUAGCUCAAAUGGGGUUGUGAGGAAUAGUGAACAGGAAUUUAAUAAUGGUGCAUCUACUAGCAGAGGGACGACCACCGCUGUCCUGCCUAAAAAACGAAGAGCCCUAAAACGUGAAUACUUCCUAAAAUCGCGCCCCGCUUCCUGCAGUGACUCGGACGAAGACGAAGGGUCCCAAAAUGGCCACGUGAGCUGCACCACGUCGACCGAUUCCGAAAACGAGUUUGACCACGGCACUCCGCCCCCCAAUAAAAAACGCAGUCUAAGCUACUCGGACAGCGGGUGCGGCACAGGCCCCAGUAGCACGAAAUCCAGCAGAUUUAUGAAUAAGUACGUUAGGUUUAAUAGGACGCAGGAAGAGGAGGAGGGAGAAGAAGAGGAGGACGGAGGUCAAAGCAGCGAAGAGGACGAGCGCAGAGAGGAGUUUAGGAAACGAGUGCGCAAAGCUCGCGUGAACUUACGAAGACGCACGUACGCGGAUUCAGAUUCGAACUGAUUUGACGUGUGCUGGGAUUAGUGGAAACAAACUUCAUUUAAAUUGACUGAAACACGUUGUUAGUGUAGUGUACAUAUUUGAUGUUGACAGUGAGUGAAAAAAAGAGAAAUAGAGAGAGCGGACCCUGUUGCGACUUUUUUAACUUGUGCAAUAUAUUGAGUUUUUUUAAAACAGUUUUGAUUUUUGCAAUUCAAUGAAUAUUUGUAUGUGUUUUAGCAAUAAGCAACUGUUUGCAGUAUCUUGAAUUUGUUAUUUCUUUAUAAAUGAGGUAGGUUUUGUAACCAGUUGCUUGAUGCUUGUGUUUAUCAUUGUGAUUUUCUGAAAAAUGUAAUUUGUCAUUCUGGAAUUUAUUUGAAACAUUAUGGUGGCAAAACUAGGGUCUUACCUUUAGUAUUUAAUUUAUACCUAAUUGAUUUAUUUAAAAUUAAAGAUAAUUUGUUUA